CGUUCGCCGCUUUACAUGUUCGCUUACGUUGGUGAAAUCAAUGGUAAAUCGAGAAUAAUCAAAAGUAUUCAGAGGGCCAAGGCCUUUGAGUGCACAGUGAGAGCAUCCGAUUCCGGAUUGCAGCGUUCAUCGCCUAUGAGCGCCCCCCGCUCAAGUACUCAGUGCCUUUACAGUGCAGUGUGGUGAGGUGAACGCGGAUAGUUUUCCAUUUCGACCUCGUUAACGUGCCCCCGUGGUUUGAGUGGUGCCGGGACUAACGUUCCGGUUCUGUAAAUCGAGCGGCAUCGACACGUCGAAUCGAUGUGCCCCCGGUGGGCUCCAAUGACAGCUCGCACAUUGAUCGGGGUCAAUCCACCCAAAUGGUGAUUGGAUGACGAUCUCAGCUCGCUCCCCGGAAAAGGAGCCGUCGCAGCCGAAGCAGAUCAACUUCGCCGAGCCGCUGGUGGCUUCGGUACGAGUGUAUCUUGCCCAUGAGGUACCCGCUAAGCAGCUAACACUAGUGCCGAGCGCGCCCACUCCACCGCCGAGCCCACCGCCGCUGCCGCCCCCGACUUUAUUACCUUGUUCAUCCGAGCCCGCUGCGCCACCACACUGCGAUGUCGACAUAGCUACGCACACCGCUAAGGAGGACAUCAAAGGCAUUAACUUUGAGGCACGCCUCAAACGGAAUGACCUAAAUAACAACGCGUCCAGAUCGCAAUCAGAAGGUGCCAGUGCCGAGGGCGACAUGCCUAGCCAAGCAGAGUUAAUGCAACGGCAACCUCUUCUAGCGCGCGCCGCCAAAUUGGACGCGCCACAUACACAGCCAACUACAGACGAAUCAGACCCCGAUCAGGAACACUCGCCACAACGGCACAGUGGCGAUUUCAUAGUUGAAAUUCCGCCGGGGGCAGUACGCGAAGAGCGCUACCCUAAAGAGAUAUGGAAGACAAUUAUGUCCUUCUUCUUUCUGUUCUUGUGUGUGUGCAUCAACAUGAUGUCACUGUCCCUGGUGCACGAGCGACUACCUGAUCGCAAUACCACGCCGCCGCUUAACGAUAUCGUCUUGGACAACGUAGCGGCCCGAGACUGGGGGCUCGACGUCUCCGAGUACCUCAUCAUGGUCUCCACCACAGUAGCAAUGCUCGUCGUAGUGUUCCACAAGCACCGAUUCAUUGUGUCACGACGCAUGUUCUUUAUCAUAGGAUUACUAUACCUGUACCGCUCCAUCACUAUGUUUGUCACCGUGCUGCCUGUUUCCAGCACCACCUACAACUGCAGUCCUAAGAGCAAUAACACUACACCAUUGCUCGUAAUCCGAAGGACGUUUUACCUAAUAUCCGGUUUCGGGCUGUCUAUUAACGGCAAACACACUUACUGCGGUGAUUAUAUCUACUCAGGACACACAAUGGUGCUAGUGUUGAGCUAUCUGAUUGUGGCGGAGUAUUCUCCGCGGAAGCUGUGGCCUGUACACUGGGCAAUGUGGGGAUCGGCGCUACUGGGCGUGAUAUUUCUGCUGCUUGCACACGGCCACUACACAGUGGACGUUGUGAUUGCGUACUACGUGACAACGCGGCUGUUCUGGACGUUUCAUUCGCUGCUGGUGACGCCGUAUCGAGCAGGCAACGGAUACAACCACUACAUGAUACAGCGAGAGUGGUGGUAUUGGGCGUUCACUUACCUGGAGCGCAACGUGCGCGGGCCAGUACCGCGCCGCUACGACUGGCCGCUGCCAUGGCCUCGCACCAAGCUCUUCAGCCGGCUCAGCUAGUGACGCGCUGCACCGCCACCGCCACCCCAGCGCGUAUGACGCUCACCUUCUGC
Hyposmocoma kahamanoa is the source of this 1803-nucleotide messenger RNA. Its product is annotated as phosphatidylcholine:ceramide cholinephosphotransferase 2-like. The record is from RefSeq and is a predicted model, not a curated record. Gene Ontology annotation, cellular component: endoplasmic reticulum membrane; Golgi membrane. The transcript is spliced from 2 exons. NCBI's taxonomy places the organism in Eukaryota, Metazoa, Arthropoda, Insecta, Lepidoptera, Cosmopterigidae. Gene Ontology annotation, molecular function: sphingomyelin synthase activity; ceramide cholinephosphotransferase activity. Gene Ontology annotation, biological process: ceramide biosynthetic process; sphingomyelin biosynthetic process. Bases 371 to 1750 code for a protein of 459 amino acids.